Molecule: messenger RNA, 3208 nt
Organism: Periophthalmus magnuspinnatus
Lineage: Eukaryota; Metazoa; Chordata; Actinopteri; Gobiiformes; Gobiidae
Gene: bace1
Product: beta-secretase 1
Exons: 9
Coding region: 553-2115 (520 amino acids)
Biological process (GO): amyloid-beta metabolic process; membrane protein ectodomain proteolysis
Cellular component (GO): membrane; trans-Golgi network; endosome
Molecular function (GO): aspartic-type endopeptidase activity
Source: RefSeq, a predicted model, not a curated record
GCAGUCAUAAAGCUGUGUGAGGGUGCGAUGCUCGGGCUGUCGCUGGAGCCUCUGGAGGAUGCAGCGGGGCGGAUGGAGGAAGAGGAGGCGGUGAGAGCGCAGUGAAGCACGGGCGCACGGCCUCAGGGAUGUCCACACUGCGCUGCCUCUCCCCGGGACGCAGGACGAAGGCUUCAGUGGGUCAGAUUUAACUAAAACAGGGAGGAUACGACUGCGAGCGGCCCGUGGAGGUCUACGUGAAGCAACGAGGGACAGACAACUACCCCAGUUUCACCGUUUUAUCACCACUGCAACAAACGCCUUUCGCGAUUUGUUUUUUCUUGGAGAUACGCGGUUUUUCUGCAGUAUUUCGUCUUGGCAUCGCCUCGUGAAGCUUAGAAGUAAAGGCACUGUGGCACUAGAGCGUUUCCGUGGGUGCAUUCAGGCUGCAUUUACCAUUAUGGCCUCUGCUCUGUCUGUAGCAUCACUAGACAACCCCCUCCUGACGCAAAGAUGAGCCAAACUGGUCCAAACUGAGCAGCAAUCUAACAAAACAACAAUAAACGCGUAAACAUGACGUUAUUACAGGUUUUGUCUGUGACUGUGACCUUUCUGUGGACUAUUCUGUGCAUUUUGGAGAGCAGUGAAUGCGCAUUGGACACGUCGGGCCUGUCCUUAGCCAUCCGUGUGCCACUGCGUCAAGGCGCUCGCUCUGAACAGCCACCUGUCGCCCCCAGCCCCGGGACAGAGGGCAGCGUGGGGGGCAAGAAGGCACGGCGCAGGCGCAGAGGGGCAGCUGCAGGGGUCAGCUUCGUGGAUAUGAUUGAUAACCUGCGUGGGAAGUCCGGGCAGGGGUACUACGUGGAGAUGGCAGUGGGGACACCUCCACAGAAGCUGAACAUCCUGGUGGACACUGGGAGCAGUAACUUUGCUGUGGGGGCAGCGGCUCACCCUUUUCUCAGAAGAUACUACCAUCGCUCUCUAUCGACGUCAUACCGGGACCUCGGGCGCAGUGUGUAUGUCCCGUACACUCAGGGGCGCUGGGAGGGUGAGCUGGGCACGGACCUGGUCUCUGUCCCGCACGGCCCUAACGCCACGCUCAGAGCAAACAUCGCCGCCAUCACCCAGUCAGACCGAUUCUUUAUCAACGGCUCCAACUGGGAAGGCAUCCUGGGACUGGCCUACGCGGAUAUAGCUCGACCAGAUGAGAACCUGGAGCCUUUCUUUGACUCUCUGGUUCGUCAGACGCCCGUCCCAAACCUCUUUUCACUGCAGCUUUGUGGAGCAGGCUUCACCCAAAACUACUCCUUAGGCAGCGCGACGGUCGGAGGCAGCAUGAUCAUUGGUGGCAUAGACCCCUCCCUCUACGUCGGCGAGCUGUGGUACACUCCGAUACGCAGAGAGUGGUACUACGAAGUCAUUAUUGUGAGGAUCGAAGUGAACGGACAGGACCUCAACAUGGACUGUAAAGAGUAUAACUAUGACAAGAGCAUCGUGGACAGUGGAACCACAAACCUGCGUCUGCCCAGGAAGGUUUUUCAAGCAGCGGUCAAAGCGAUUGAAGCAGCGUCCUCCACGGAGCAGUUCCCGUCUGGUUUCUGGCUCGGGGAGCAGCUGGUUUGUUGGCAGGCGGGCACUACACCGUGGCACAUUUUCCCUGUCAUCUCUCUGUAUCUGAUGAGUGAAAACCGUAACCAGUCCUUCAGAAUAUCCAUCCUGCCCCAGCAAUACCUGAGGCCCGUGGAGGAUGUGGCCUCUGCUCAGGAGGACUGCUAUAAGUUUGCGGUGUCCCAGUCCAGCACCGGGACAGUGAUGGGGGCUGUCAUCAUGGAGGGAUUUUAUGUUGUUUUCGACCGAGAGAAGAGACGCAUCGGAUUCGCAGUCAGCACGUGUCACGUGCACGAUGAGUUCCGCACAGCGUCCGUGGAGGGUCCGUUUCAUGGAGUGGACCUGGAGGACUGUGGGUACAACAUCCCCCAAACAGACGAGUCCACGCUCAUGACCAUCGCCUACAUCAUGGCCGGUAUCUGCGCGCUCUUCAUGCUGCCUCUGUGUCUCAUGGUCUGUCAGUGGCGUUUCGCUCGCUGCAUUCAUCCACACGGGGACUUCACCGAUGACAUUUCUCUAUUGAAGUGAAUGGGAAACACGGUGGGAAAUACGUUUACUUGAAUUUAAAACGAUUGUUAUUGUGGAUUAAGGUGUUGUUGGUGUUGUGAAUGCGGCGUCAGGUUUAGGAAAAGUUAAAAUUUGAAGAGAAACUGUAUGUUAAUUCCAGUGAAAGGACUUUCUAAUGUUUAAAGAUAUAUAAAAUGUAAAAUAUAUUGACCCCUGCACCUCACCUGAGAUUUUGAGAUAAAAAAAAUUCCAAUUUAGAACCUAACUUAUUGUUAAAUUCCCAUGUGUUUUAAUAAAAAUAAUAAUAAUAAUGCUUUGGAUAUAGAACGUCAAAGUGAUUUACAGUGUAUUAUUAAUUCACUUCCCCACUAGGUAGAGGUAAAAAUAACCAAGAUAAAAUUUUAACCCUCAGUAUAUUAAUUGAAUUAAAUAGAACUGUUCCUAAAUAUGAUCCGAGCCUUUAUGUCAAACGGGACCAAGAUUGAUUUUAAUGUGAAAACGUAAGGUGCAUAUAAAGGUGUGUAAGCUGGAUUCAUCUCCUAACAAUUCAAAGUUAAUGCUGAAAUGGAAAUGAAGACUUGUAGAUGCUUUGUGUGGCUUUAAAUGGAGUGAGCAUGCUUGUUUGUGUGAGGUAAUGUUAUACGAGAAUGUUUUUGAAAGAUCAAGAGUAAACUACUGCUAUAAUGGAGCCCUACAGUUGAAGUAGGGCCAAUGUAACAAAAUAUAUCCUAUACAAAGUUGUUGUUUUUUCUCAAUGUAAAGUUGAGAUUACAGCCGAUGUCACUUUCUUUCUUGUACAAACAGCUUACAUGUACAUAUAUAUACUGUUACAUUAUUGAUAUAUUGUACAGACUUUCUCUAUUGCUCCUGCACUGACUGAUGAUUUGCACAUGUAACAACACAAUGCAUAUUAACAAAAACAACGCGCGAGAGAGGGCUUUGGGGCUACAUCCUUUAACAGGGACCAUGUAUUUGUCAAUGAAACUAUCCAAAGUAUGCCAUAGAAGAUAACAUUGUACGUUUUUGUCUCUAUGCUGCUGUAAAUACAACUUUCAACUGUUUAUUUAUCUGCCGUAACAGACUGGCAGCAGAAAUAAAGUCAUUGUAUCAACAA